CUUCGUCUGGCUGCGACCUGUGGAGACUGGAGGAGUCCGAGCGAAGCGGAAGCGAUCGGCUGUCGCCUCAUCCCCGACCUCAGUCCAAAGGUCGAGCUUCCAAGAUCUAGGAUUUUUUGGGGGGCCUGAUUUGACGGCGUCGCUGCGGGGUUCCAUUUCUCUCUGCCUUCCAGCUGUGAGAUUCUUUUCCCUUGUCAGCUUCGCUCGUUUCGCAUGCUGGAUUAAACCCUAGGUCGUAACUUGGGCCAGAUUAUAUCUUACCAGGUUGAAGACUUAGCUGAAUCCUCUGGUCACCCACCUCAAGAUGUCAUUGCAUAUUGGAGGGCUUUCUUCAGCUGUGCAUGAAAAAGAUCUUCAACAUGUUUUCCAGAAGUUUGGACCCUGCACUGUGAGGAGGAUGAAAGAUAGAUAUGGAUUUGCAGUGUUUGAUGCUAGUGGUGAUGCAGCUCGAGCCUUGCGGCAACUGCAUAUGACAUUUGUUUGUGGAAGACGCAUAACUGUUAAUUGGUCAAAACAUCAGCCCAAUCAUUCUCGCAGAGUUAGGAGGAGUUCAAGACAGAUUAGGUCAUCUAAUGGAAGGGCGUCCAGAGAUGGUGUGGAUAAUUUUAGGUUAAGUGAGCCUGCAGGUCAGAAGAAUGACUCUACAAGUCAUGGUAUUAGUCUUAACCCUGUCGAUGGAGGAGAAGAGAAGAAUAACCAUAUGAGUCAUGAUAAGAGCCAUAACCCUGAUGAUAUAGUAGAAAAGGAUUCUGAUGAAAUUGCUGAGGGCAUGAAGGAAGCUGGAGAAAGUAUUGGUGAAGAUCCAGUUGAGAUGAAGAUGGAUGAUGGAGGUACUAGCGGUGCUAAUGCAAUUCAACAUGAUAGAUGGGGCGAGACUGGAAUAGGAAAUCAUGGUGGGGAUGAUGAUGAUUUUGACCGUUUUGAACCUUAUCAUGGCUACAGAAAGCGAGAAGAGAAGAAAAAGAUUGUUAAAGCAGAUCACAGACGGAAUUCUGAGAAGUGGCAAAAGCACCCUGCUGAGCGCUUUGACCAGAACCAUGGUAAAUCAAGAGCUCUUCCAACCUGCUACAAAACACUGGGAGAUGGAUUCAGUUUGAGAGAAAGAGAGGAGCUGAGGCUAAGAAAAUUCAGGUAUCCCUCAACGAGACGACCAGAAUCUCAUGUCGACCCAAUGACUCGAGCACAUCAUAGAGUUCAAGAUUUCAGGAAACCAUUUUCUGAUAGGACUGGGAGAGCGCCCAAGUUGAGUGAUGUGCCUAGAUUGGACAGAACACAUAUACCUCAGAGUGAAAACAUGGCAGAAGCCCCCAAGGAAGCGCAUAAUGGAAGCAAGUUGAAAAGAUCUCGUGAGCCAUCUCUCUCUUCUGAAAGGAAUUCCUCAUACUCAAGAUCUAGAUCUCCCUGUCCUCGUUCAAGAGCACAAUCCCCAUCUCAUUCUGCACAUUCUAGUUCUAAAUCAUCUCAGCCAACUCUGCCUGGAGGUUUAAAACUGGGGCCGAGAUCAAAUUUAAGCCAUCAUGGUCCGUUAUCAGUUUCUCUUUCACCAAAAUGUGACUCUCUGCCUGCUGCAUGGAAUAAAGACAGUGGUGUUCUGGUGAACUCUCCUCUGGAGAGCGAUUUAGAUAUCAAGGCAAGAUCUGAACUCAGACAUAUGGAUGAUUGCAAGCAAGAAGCUGAAGGGUCAAGAUUAAACUGUGAGGUUCCAGUUGUUUCAUCCAAGUUGGAUGCCCAAAGCAAUGGAGAUCUGCCUGUACCUGGUGUGGAUGUUAAGGUGUCAGGUCAUGCAGAGACCAACUUGCACAAGGACAUGGUUGAUGAUAUUGUUGGCGAUGCAUUGCUAGGUGAGACAACCAACCCUGUGGACGCUUUACCAGUGAAGUCAAACAUGGAGCAUGUGGUCAAAAAGGGGAGGAUCAUUUCCUUGAAGCUAACAACUAGUGAAGUUGUCUCAGCUCUAAAGCAUUAUGGAGUGGAAGCACGUGAGGUAGUCUUGUCGAAUCAAACUGUGGAGAACUACUUUGGUGCCGCGCGCCUGUGGCCAUGGGAAAUUAUUUACUACCGGCGGUGCAAGAAAGGUCCGAUUUCCACGGAGAACUAUGGUAAACGGCUUGAGCAGAACAAAGAGUUUGGUAUCGUCGAUCAGUAUGUCAGAAGCAGCAGUGGCUGGUGGGAGCGCCACUAAGGGUUGCAGCCCCAUCUGUUACCCAGAACUCGCGAAUAUGCAUUUUGAGGAUGACUAGGCUGGUGCCCCAGUUGUUCUGCUAUAGUAUCAUGCGGGUCUCCUUUAUUUUGAAUCUUGGUGAUCCAUGGAUGUUACUGGGUAGAAGUAGAAAGUAAAGAGGGUGGUUCCAUCGUAGGCUUAUGUUAGGUAAAAAACAUUUCAUGGCAUGGUUGCUGGGUACCAAAAUAUGAUGUAUGUUAAUGCUAUGCAUCGCCUUGAGCUUCCGUCAUGUCACACAGUGAUUACUGGGCAUUCACGUAUGCACUUUCCAUCUCAUGUCCCCUUUUGAGUUGCAAUGGUAACAAGGGUUUGUUCCAGUGUGUGUGCGUGUACUUGGGUGGUGAACAGACAUGUAAGCUGUUACUUUUGUGGUUCUAGUCUUGUA
Molecule: messenger RNA, 2606 nt
Organism: Lolium rigidum
Lineage: Eukaryota; Viridiplantae; Streptophyta; Magnoliopsida; Poales; Poaceae
Product: serine/arginine-rich splicing factor 6-like
Exons: 4
Coding region: 305-2182 (625 amino acids)
Molecular function (GO): RNA binding
Source: RefSeq, a predicted model, not a curated record